Molecule: messenger RNA, 3933 nt
Organism: Lasiosphaeria miniovina
Lineage: Eukaryota; Fungi; Ascomycota; Sordariomycetes; Sordariales; Lasiosphaeriaceae
Exons: 3
Coding region: 1-3933 (1310 amino acids)
Molecular function (GO): ATP binding; nucleic acid binding
Source: RefSeq, a predicted model, not a curated record
AUGGCUCAAGGGCCGGCAAUCACCCCGGCUUUGAUAGCUCGAGCCCUAUCUUCGUUGCCAAUUCAAUCGUCGCCUUCACUGGUGCCCCGAUAUAGCAAGGAUGGGCCGAGUCCCUCUGGCCCGUUGGUCUAUGGAAUAACUCUCAUCAGUUUGCGCCAAAGCCUACCAGACAAGUUCCGAUCAGUAUUUCCAUACGAGUUCUUCAAUGCGGUCCAGUCGAAGUGCUUCGACGCUGUUUAUGGCGGGAAUGACAACGUCGUCGUUGCCGCACCAACUGGUAGUGGAAAGACUGCAAUCCUUGAACUUGCAAUCUGCAAGGUCGCUCUUGACCGAGGCAACGAGAACUUCAAGAUUGUCUAUCAGGCUCCUACUAAAGCGCUUUGCUUCGAGAGGGCUCGCGAAUGGGAGAAGAAGUUCAGCCACAUGAAUUUCAAGUGCGCUGAACUGACUGGGGACACAUCCCAAGCCGAGAUGAAUCGCGUUGGCGACGCUUCCAUCAUCGUCACAACCCCUGAGAAGUGGGAUUCAAUAACUCGAAGGUGGAACGACCACCGUAGACUUCUCCAGAUGGUAGAGCUUUUUCUCAUCGACGAAGUCCACAUUCUCAAAGACGUCCGCGGAGCGACCCUCGAGGCUGUUGUUUCUCGCAUGAAGACGAUUGGAGCCAAUGUCCGCUUUAUCGCUUUGAGCGCCACUGUUCCCAACUCAGACGACAUUGCAACAUGGCUUGGCCGAAACCAUACGAGUCAGCACCUGCCAGCUCACCGCGAAACGUUUGGCGAGGAAUUUCGCCCCGUCAAGUUGCAAAAGUAUGUCCAUGGCUACGAUUAUAAGAGCAACAACUUCAUAUUCGACAACUUUCUCGACACGAAACUGCCAACGGUACUCCAGCGACACAAUCAGAAGAAGCCUAUCAUGAUCUUUUGUUUCACCAGAAAGUCGUGCGAAUCCACAGCCUCAUUACUAGCGGACUACGUGUCUGACCAACAGCAAGACAACAGACUGUGGCCAAUGCCGUCGCAAAGCAUCCCAGUUCUUGGUCGAGAACUGCAAGAGGUUGUCAGGUUUGGAGUUGCUUUUCAUCACGCUGGCCUAGAUGCGCAAGAUCGUGUCGCAGUUGAACAGGGCUUCUUGAAAGGCCAGCUGAGCGUCAUUUGUUGCACUUCGACAUUGGCGGUGGGCGUAAAUCUCCCAUGCCACACGGUUGUUCUGAAGGGUACCGUGGGGUACACAGACGACAAGCUCCAAGAGUACUCGGAUCUCGAAGUCAUGCAGAUGCUUGGGCGUGCCGGUCGGCCGCAGUUUGAUGAUAGCGCCACAGCAAUCAUCCUCACCCGGGCCGCGCAGAAGAAUCGGUACGAGAGGAUGGCCUCUGGCCAGGAGAUUCUAGAAAGCACCCUGCACCUCAAUCUCAUCGAACACCUGAACUCCGAGAUAUGCCUCAGAACGAUCACGGACCUUCCGUCCGCAAAGGGAUGGUUAAGUGGCACUUUCUUAAGUGUGCGGCUGAGGCGCAAUCCGGACCAUUACCAACUGACGGGCUCAAUGUCGAAUCCCUCACAAAUUGACAAUAGACUGGAAGAGAUUUGUGAGCGAGACAUCAAGUUGUUGCAAGAGGCGGAAGUGGUCACGGACGGUGAGACGUUCGAAUGCACCGAGUACGGACGUUCAAUGUCUCGAUAUAUGGUGGAAUUCACGACAAUGAAGCUGCUGCUGCAAAUUCCGCGUGCUGCCGGGACUGAGACUCUGAUCACGAUUCUUUCACAGGCAUCAGAGUUCAAGGACUUUCGAAUGAAACCAGCCGAGAGAACCAUGUUUCGUGAGAUCAACCAGUCGCCUUUAAUGAUGUAUCCGAUCAGAGACGCCAUCGGCCAGACUUCACACAAAAUCUCCCUCAUGGUCCAGGCGCACCUCGGCAGUGUUCAAUACCCCGAUUCGAAGGAAACUAGCAAGUUGAAACACCAGCUCAUGGUGGAGCGCAAGGCCGUGUUCGAAAGGCUGCAGCGUCUUGUUCGCGCGGUGGCGGACUGCAAGAGACAUGAUCGUGACGCCGUUGGAACCAGGAAUGCGCUCGAGUUAACUAGGGCCCUUGCUGCAGGGUCCUGGGAGGAUUGUGCGACUCAGCUCACCCAGAUUCCCAACAUCGGGCCCGCUGGGAUGAGAAAGCUCUCGGGGAAGAACAUCAGAACGGUUCUGGAGCUUGCAGACAAGGGCUAUGGCGAGAUUGAGCGGCUCAUGUCCCGACAACCUCCUUUUGGGAGGAAAAUGCAGGAAGUUCUUGAAAUGUUUCCGCGCCUCGACUUCGACAUGGCUACUAUUAAUCACAAAACCCCCUCCAGAAACGGAGGACCAGUCAUCUUGAAUGUCAGCGUGAAGCUUCGCUGUUUGAACCGCAAGGGGCUGCCGAGAUGGCGUGACAGGGUACCCGGGCUCACUUUCGUCGCCGAGACGAGCGACGGGACCCUGGCGUGGUUUGGGCGAGUUGGCAUGAGAAAGCUUCACAACCAGUCCGGCCUUGAACUCAAGUUCUCAGUUGAGUUGAAAGAUUUCAAUGACAGUGUCAUUUGCCAUUUCAGCUGUGAGGAAAUUGUUGGAACCCAGGUUUCGAAGGUUCUGCAUCAUAACCUGUCCAGAGCGGCCUUCCCGUCGGCAUCGAGAACACAGGUCGCAGCUGGUUCAAUGCAAAGCAGGAAGGCAGUUGCUCAGAAUUACCUCGAUGAUGAUAAUAUCGAAGAUUCCGAUUUCCUCGAGGCUGCUGAGAAAGCUGUAGUCCAGCAUCCAGAGUCGUUCAGCCAGGAUAGCAACGAAUAUGCGCCCGUCGAAGAUUUGCUAGCGGAGACUUUUGAUGUGAAACUGGAGCGGCAACGGUUUGAUCGUCAUUUGGCCGCCGAUGAUGAAAAUGAAGGAGGCGACAUGGACCCAGAUCAGGACAUUGACCGCGAACCCGUUCAGCUUUCAAACGGCAAAUGGCAAUGCAACCAUGCAUGCAGCGGAGGUGCUCGUACCAAAUCAGGAAAACCUUGCACCCAUCGAUGCUGCAAAGACGGCCUCGACAGGCCGAGAAAGCGACAUCCGCCACGGUCGAAGAAGAGAAAGGCGGGAGACGAAGCAGAUGAGAAUUUCGACAUUGUGCCAGCCAAGGUACAACCAAAGGUGCAGCCAAAAUCUACCCCAGAACCCCAAACCAAACGGCUGAAGGCGGGGCGGGAGUCAUCUAAGUUCAAGAUGGACUCCUUUCACGUGCGUGACCGAUCAAUCGGCAAAGCUUCACUAAAACUCUGGAAACCCAUGAACUUCGACGACAUGGAUAUAGAGUGCAUCGAUCUGUCCAUGGCUGACGACGAGGUGGUCUUCCCAUCGAACGCUGCUACAAACACGUCUAAGGCAGAGGAAGAAAGGGUAUCUUAUACUAAGAAAAAGUUCACUUCUGCUCGCCUUAAGCCCAAAAAGGGCACAUCGUCACCGGAGUCUAAAAAACGCGACUAUUUCGAUGGGGAUGAUUCAUCAUCUCUUGAUGAUAUAUUGUUUGCCGAGAUUCACAAACCACGUCAGACCCCAUUCAGGGCGGGGGGAAGUGAUGUGGUACUUUAUCAGGGCACCUCCAGAGGGUCUGCCGGCACAGGACUGGAUGUCUUCUCGGACGGGCUUAUUCCCGUAUCUCGGGCCUCAGUUGUGGGAGAGAACGGGGAGAGUUCCAAGCCCGAUAAUCCCAACUCGAGCUUGUUUCUGCAGGGCACUAAGUUUAACAGCAGUUCCGCCACACCGGGCUCAGAAGCUGACCCUCUAACUGUGGACGAUAUUCUCGGCCCCGAGUCCCCCGCAGUUGAAGAUGAGAUGUCGGAUGCGAAGCUGAUCAAAGAAGGGCCAGCCUGGGAGUCUGGAUUCGACCAGGACGUUGUGAACAUGCUUCGGAGUUGCGUGACCUUUGUGUGA